Molecule: messenger RNA, 2747 nt
Organism: Pseudophryne corroboree (corroboree frog)
Lineage: Eukaryota; Metazoa; Chordata; Amphibia; Anura; Myobatrachidae
Exons: 7
Coding region: 27-713 (228 amino acids)
Cellular component (GO): cytoplasm; nucleus
Molecular function (GO): mRNA binding
Source: RefSeq, a predicted model, not a curated record
GGUGAUGCAGUGGCUUUAUAGCCGCCAUGUUGGAGGCUGCAGGGCUGGCGGCUCAUCUGCAGCUAAUAAUGAUCACCUGGUGGGUGGGGUAUGGUCGGGUCGGGUCAUUUCCUCCGGACAGGGCGGCCAGUGACAGACGCCGAGACACUGGUGUGAGUGGUGGCAGCAGCAGUGCCAAUUUCGCUGUCCAAAUGGAUUCUUCGUUACCAGCUUCAGACGAUGCAAGAUCAUAUCUUGAUGAUCAGGAACCCAAUUACCAGCUGUACGUGGCAAAUCUGCCUAACCAUGUGGAAGAGAAGCAUAUAAAGAGAUUGUUUCGAAAAUACAAUGCCGUCAGUCUUCGGUUGAAGUACAAAGGAUAUCGAUGUUUUGCCUUUGUAGGAUUUGAAGACUAUUCCUCAAUGCAGUUUGCAUUUCGACAGUUGAAUAGCUCCUCAUUCGAGGGCCGCUUUUUAAGGGUUCGUGAGUAUGAUAAAUGUUCCAGCUCUAAUGCGUCUUCAAUCCAAGAUUCCAAGGAUGAACGGAACAAAGAGGAUUUCUCCGCUCCAGUGGAAACUGUUACAGAAACCGACAUCAAUACGUUAAAAUACAGCAACUUAAAACUGAAGAGGACGAAACUGGAACUGGAAGUAUUGAAGUUGCGGCUUGAAAUCCAGAAGCUGCAAAAAGGCAGCAAGUCAUACACAGACAAUUGUUGCCAUGAUCCACUAUAGGCAGCAUCAGAACUGAUGUGAAGUAUAUUUCAACAAUGUUGAUUAUUUGUUUAAUUAUUAAUAUUAUGGUUAUAUAAGGGUUCAUACAGGUGAGCUACUUCAGAGCAUUUUCUGACUUUGUACUUUAUGCUGAGUGAGACAUUCUAAAAUUGUGUGUGUACCACAAAGGUGCUAUUUUCCAGCAUUUUCCUCUGAUACGUGAUGCACACUGCAGCACAUUUCAUCAGCAGACAUGUGUGAGAAGCACUGGGAUUUUCCUUGAUGUUUCAUGCCUCUUUCUCCAACUGGAACGCUUCGUGAGAGAAUGCUCUGGAAAUAUGUGUCAACACGAGUUACGUUCUUGUGCACCACGUUGACUAGUUUGGUAUUUCUCUGAGUAGAUCAGAGUCAUGGCUGUAGGGUACUGUAACUGUUCUUGUGGCUCAAAAGUUCUACAUUCACACAAUUUGGUUGAUCAAACCUACAUUGACGAGCUUGAGGUCCAAAUCAUUUGGUGCUUCAUUCAUAUGUCUGGUACACUACUUUCUCAUGAUUACUGGUUCAGCUGUCAGCCUUCAUCAUGUGUACCAGCUGUACUUGCUGCAAAUGACAUAAAAGCUGCCACAGUCCUUACAUUUUAAUUUAAGCACCUUUAAAUCUUUAAAUGACAGUACAGGUGGGUGUUAGCAGGAAGACCAAUCACAAACUGCCAUCUGCAUGGCUUCUGAUUCAUCCUGCCACUCACAAUCUUCUGUUUUUUUGGCCAGGGAUAGAAGUGGAACAGAAGAGCCAACCAAAAAAAGACUGCAUGUAGCCAGGGACAGACUGACCAUCCGGCACUUCUGGCAAAUGCAUAGAGUUGUGCUGGCUGCGUGCAUCCUUCCAGCUUUUUAUCUCCCCUCACCACCACCACCACCACCCAUCUGUGAGUGGAGGAUGCCACAAGGCCAGGCCCCCCUGACUCGUGGCACAGCCCCAUGAGCCGAGGCCACAUUGGAUAGUGUAUGCUGCCCCUGCCCAAGCGAAUGACAUUUCCCCUGUUCCGUCACAGGAAAAUGUCUCCUCCCCAGGGGAGGAAAGCAGAUAUGUAUGGCCAUACACGGUAUGGACACGAUAUAUGCUGGGUGUCAGGCUGUUAGAUAAGGAGCCGGAUGUAAUGCAUACUUGCCUACUCUCCUGGAAGUUGCGGGAGGCUCCCGAUUUUUGGGGUAGCACCCUCGGAAGAGCAGGCAGAUCUCUGCAUCCUGUCCACACCCUAGUGAUGUGGGCAGGAUGAAGAGUUACUUACUGGUAUUCGCGGGUUCAUGUGGUGGGGAAGGGGCUAAAAUGAUGUGAAUCGUGUCAUUUGAGCACCACCCCCUUUCUGUGGACCCGCAAAUCCCAGCAUUUACCCGAUGUGGGGCGGGGCUUGAUUAUGUCACAACUCUGCCCGCCCCGAAGUUCCCUCCAGCGUCCCCUCUCCAGGCUUCUCCCGGAGAGGAGAAAUGAAAAGUAGGUAACUAUGAUGUAAUAAAGCCCAAGAUCCCCGGAGUUGCCAGAUACCAGUCGAUCUAGGACAUUUUCUCAAAGGGGCAAUCACUUACAAGGCAGGUUUUUGCCUUGCAGGUGAUUGGCCAGCAUCUCGCACCUCCGGCGAUCUCGGCCGCCAUUACAUCCGGCCCAAAAUGUCUGUUGGAAAAAGAGACAUUUUAUCUGACAGUGUAAAGCCAGCAUUAUCAACCACUGCUCUACUACCUUCUAUGUGGUAGGCUGUUAACUACUUUUAACAGCACCAUUGAAAAUUGUGUUAUACUAGGUGUGUGUCCAGUAUUUGCCACAAGAGGUCACCAAUGCUCAUUUUUACAAGAUGUCUUCUACCGGAGAUGGUAACGUAGUUUAAAUUAUUUUGUAAAUUGAAGAAUUUGAGUUGUUUUUUUAAUGGCUUAUAGAUGUAUCGAGAAAUAAGUAAUUGCUAUGCCAAGGUAUAAUACAGUGAGAGUUUCUGUAUGAGCAAUACAUGGCACCUGACAUAUACUUGUUACAUUUACGUAAAUAAAUGAGAAUUGUUAUGUUGCA